UUUAGGUGGUGGUUGUGGUCCCAGUUAGAUGGGAUAACCAGGCAGAGGUCAGUGGAUGGCCUUUAUGACGGCUGUAGGCUCAAAGUUCAGCGCCCAUAUUCAAUUCCUAACCAACAGCCAGGCUCCAUAACUCCCAAGUCCCAAAUGGUUUAAGAACCAGAGGUACUGCUCCACAAAGUAAACAGAAUGGCGGAGGAGGAGAGAGGCUUGAGCAUCGACCCCUACAAACACCUAAACAUCAUCCCCAACAAAGAUGGCUCGCUCACCCGCGCCACCACCACGCCCGAUGUGCCACCCAUUUGCAACGCCCAAGGCCGAGGAGAGCCCCGCGAUGGCGUCCUGUCCAAGGAUGUGCCCCUCAACCCUGCGCAAGCCACCUGGAUCCGAAUCUUCGCCCCCCAUCGACCAGAACAGCAUCAUGACCUCAAGCUCCCGGUAAUAAUAUACAUGCAUGGUGGGGGCUUCAUCUUAUGCAGCGCGGCUACUGCCCCAUUCGAUGCAUUCAACGCCACCAUGGCGCGGGAGGUGCCUGCAAUUGUCGUGUCAGUCAAUUACCGCCUAGCCCCCGAGCACCCACUCCCUGCUGCUUACGACGAUGCCCUUGAUGCCCUCCGGUUCGUGGCCGCCCAGGCCGAUCCCUGGCUCGCGGAAUUUGCCGAUCUCUCCCGAUGCUUUCUGAUGGGCAGCAGUGCAGGGGGCAACAUGGUGUACCAUGUGGCCUUGCGCGCAUUGAAUGAGGAUCUGGGUCAGGCUAAGGUGGUGGGCCUCAUAAUGAACCAGCCUUACUUCGGAGGUGCCGAGAGGACGGAGUCAGAGCUGCGACUGGCCAAUGAUCCGAUUGUGCCCUUGGCAUCAAAUGACCUUAUGUGGGAGCUGGCGCUGCCCAAGGGAGCCGACCGAGAACACGAGUUCUGCAAUCCAAUGAAGCCAUCAUCCGCGGUGGGGCGGCUGCCGAGGUGCAUGGUGUGGGGGCACGAGGGCGACCCUCUCAGCGAUCGCCAAAAGAGCUUUGCAGAGUUUCUAGAAGGAGAAAGGGUGGUGGUGGUGGCCAGGUUUUUGGAGGGCGGUUCCCACGCCGUGGAGCUGUUCGACCCGAGAAAGGCCCGGUAUCUUUUGUCCCAGGUUAAACACUUUGUGGAAUCAACCGGUGUGACUGCCAACGCCAAUAUCUAAAGGGUGCGGUUUGUAUAGAGCCUAGGCUCUAAACAAUCACAAUCAAAUCAGAGCCUACCUUCAAAUGUUGUUGUUGUUGAGAAAUGUGGUUUCAAUAUUGAAAAUAUUUGUGAUA
Molecule: messenger RNA, 1288 nt
Organism: Amborella trichopoda
Lineage: Eukaryota; Viridiplantae; Streptophyta; Magnoliopsida; Amborellales; Amborellaceae
Product: putative carboxylesterase 8
Molecular function (GO): hydrolase activity
Source: RefSeq, a predicted model, not a curated record